Messenger RNA from Alnus glutinosa, 1672 nucleotides. Its product is annotated as glucan endo-1,3-beta-glucosidase 12-like. Lineage: Eukaryota; Viridiplantae; Streptophyta; Magnoliopsida; Fagales; Betulaceae. The coding region runs from base 100 to 1512 and encodes 470 amino acids. The record is from RefSeq and is a predicted model, not a curated record. Gene Ontology annotation, biological process: carbohydrate metabolic process. Gene Ontology annotation, molecular function: hydrolase activity, hydrolyzing O-glycosyl compounds. The transcript is spliced from 3 exons. Gene Ontology annotation, cellular component: plasma membrane.
ACUCUCUAUAACACAGUCUAUAAAAUCCCCUGCUCGAACCUUAACCGAAAAGUCUCUCUCCCUCCAUCAAGCUCUGCUUAAUUCUCUCAGAAUCUGAGCAUGGCGACUCUCAGAUUCUCCUAUUUCCUCUUGCUUCUCUCAGUACUAUCAGCCUUCGCAGAGGAUGGGUCCAUCGGAAUAAACUACGGUCGGAUCGCUAACAACCUACCGGAGCCAUCAAAAGUGGUGCAGCUUCUAAAAGCACAGGGGCUGAACCGAGUCAAGCUGUACGACACCAGCUCAGAGGUGCUCACCGCGCUGGCAAACUCGGACAUAAGCGUCACUGUUGCGCUACCCAACGAGCUCCUCUCCUCCACCGCUGCUGACCAAUCGGUAGCCGACAAGUGGGUCGAAGCCAACAUCUCUAAGUUCUACCCCGCCACCAAAAUCGAAGCCAUUGCCGUGGGAAACGAGGUCUUCGCUGACCCCAACAACACGACCAAGUUCCUCGUACCGGCCAUGAAAAACAUCCAUGCCUCGCUCGUCAAGUACAAGCUUGACUCCGCCAUCAAAAUCUCGUCGCCUGUAGCUCUCAGUGCGCUCCAAUCCUCGUACCCAUCUUCUUCCGGGUCUUUCAAAGCCGAACUAGUUGAGCCCGUUAUCAAGCCCAUGCUGGACCUCCUGCGUCAAACCGAGUCGUACUUCAUGGUCAACGUGUACCCAUUCUUCGCAUACACUGCAAACUCGGACCAGAUCUCCCUGGACUACACUUUGUUUAAGCAGAACUCUGGUGUGGUGGAUUCGGGUAACGGGUUACGUUACAACAACUUGUUCGAUGCCCAACUCGACGCCGUUUUCGCUGCUCUUUCAGCUCUCAAAUACAACGACGUUAAAAUAGUGGUUACUGAGACUGGCUGGCCCUCAGUCGGCGAUACCAAUGAAAUCGGUGCAAGCCAGGCCAAUGCGGCGUCGUAUAACGGUAACUUGGUGAGCAGAGUGCUCACUGGUGGUGGGACCCCUUUGAGACCUCAGGAACCACUUAACGUUUUUCUAUUUGCUUUGUUCAACGAGAAUCAAAAAUCAGGUCCCACCUCAGAGAGGAAUUACGGGCUGUUUUACCCCAGUGAGCAGAAGGUGUAUGAUAUACCACUGACAGAAGCGGAGCUUGGGAGUAGCCAGUCAACGCCUUCCAACGGGAGCAAGAGCCAGCAGGUUCCGGCCACAGGCGACAUGUCGGAGACGUCGGUGCCGUCAGGUCAGACGUGGUGCGUGGCCAAUGGGAACGUUGGGGAGGAGAAAUUGCAGGCUGCGCUUGAUUACGCUUGCGGUGAGGGAGGGGCUGAUUGCCGUCCGAUUCAGACGGAUGCCACGUGUUACAAUCCUGAUACGAUAGUGGCCCACGCUUCGUACGCUUUUAAUAGCUAUUACCAGAAGAAUUCUCGUGGGGCUGGCUCUUGUGACUUUGGUGGUGCGGCUUAUGUGGUCACUCAACCGCCUAGAUUUGGGACCUGCAAAUUCCCUACAGGGUACUGAGGGGAUGAUCGAUCAAGGAGUUUGGUGAAGUGUAGCUUUGCAUUUGUUGAGCUAAUCUUUAUUUUUUUUCUCUGCUAGCUUUAGGCCAAUAUUGGUGGAGGGAAUUGUUUUAUUUCUUUGUAUUUAUGCUUUAUAAUAUGGUAAGUUGGUGUACUAGUUA